Molecule: messenger RNA, 6303 nt
Organism: Penaeus vannamei (Pacific white shrimp)
Lineage: Eukaryota; Metazoa; Arthropoda; Malacostraca; Decapoda; Penaeidae
Source: RefSeq, a predicted model, not a curated record
AAAGGACUUGAUAAGGAAAAUUAUGAAAUUCUUAAAUAGUAACUAGCAGAAGUAUCCACGGAGUGAUUGUUUACAUCUGUAGUAAAUCCAGCGAAGCAAAAUUUCAUUAUAUUUAAGAUGUCACUUGUCGUGUGCCAAUAAAACACAACAGAUUUUAACAAGAUGGGUGACAAGAUUUGGCCAGUAACAAGAAUUCCAAGCAUUUUUGAUUCUGAUGAUGAUAGUGAUGAAGAUCUUUCAAAUCCCACCCCUUCGGCCAUACUAACAUCCCAGGUGCAGAGCAAUACUAGUACAGCUUUUUCAGAAGAGUAUCCUGCUCAUAGUCAAGCCAGUAAUGAACAGGAUACAGGUAAAGAUGUUAGUGGUGGAAAAGAUAUUGAGAAAGGAUGUAGAGAGGAGCAAGAACCCGAAACCUUUGUCAGCUGUGGACAAGAGUCCAAGGAGAUAGAGGAUGGAAGACAAACACCACUGGAAGAUCAGGGGGGAGACUUGCAAGCCACAGAAAUUGUCAAGGGUAUUGAAGAUCAUGAGGAAGUAUGUGAGGAAGAUACCAGUGUUGAGAGAGUUUACAAUACUGAAGAAACUGACAGCAAGGAAGAAGAAAUAGAGAAAAUAGCACCUAGUGUACAGGAGGUGGAUCAAGGACAAAGCAUUUGUUCUGAUUUAAACAAAAGUUCCUCAGAGCCUGGAAGGUCAGGUGAUAAGGAAGUGAUAGAGGAGGAAUUAGAUAAAAGUUUUUCCAGUUUUGAUAAUGUUGAGGGAAGUGACAGUGAUGACAUUAAUAAAGGAAACCAAAGCAUUUCAAGUCAUGACAAUAUAGAUGAUGGCAGUGAAGAAGAUGCUGCUGGGGGAGAUGAUAAAAGUAUAUCAAGCCAUGAUAAUCUAGAUGAAGCAAGUGAAGGAGAAGAUGCUGACAUGGAGGUAGAUAAAAGCACUGCAAGUCAUGACAAUAUUGGGGAAAUCAGUGAAGAAGAUACUGGUGAAAUAGCAAAUAAAAGUGUUUCAAGUCAUGAUCAUGCUGAUGAAGCAAGUGAAGAUGCUGACAUGGAAGUAGAUAAAAGUAUGUCAAGCCAUAGCAAUGCUGAUGAAGUGAGUGAAGCAGAUGAUGCAAUGGACAAGAGUGUAUCCAGCCAUGAUAAUGUUGAAAUAGGUAGUGAUGAUAGUGAGGAUAAACAUGAUGUAGCGAUUGGUGACAAUGAGUUAGAUAUAAGCCUUUCCAGCCAUGGUAAUGCAGAUGAACAGAGUGAUGGAGAUGUUAAUGACAGUCAUUUAGGCUAUGAAAGUGAAGGGGAGAAGAACGCUGAGCAUCAUGUUGAUGCGGACAAGGAAAAGCUCGCCAAUGAAAGGGGUUCUGAUAGAAUUGACAGUCCAAUUGAGCAUGAUUCUAAAUUGAAGCUUGCAAAAGAACACUGUACCAGUGAUUCUGAAGAAGGGCCAGUUGAGCCCAAGAUUGAAGAUGAUUCUGUUCAAGUAGAGAGUAAAGAUGUGUUAAGCCUCUCUAAAGAGGAUAAGAUGGAAGUUAGUAGUCAAGUAUUUUCUCACACUGUUGGUGAAGAAUAUGAAGUGGUAACAGAAAAAAAAGAAAAGGAUAUUGAAGUAGAAAAAGGUGAAUGUACCACAGAUAUUCAACGUGAUGACAGGAGUCCGAUCUGCAAAGAGGAAACCACUCCUACUGAAGUUGAGGAGGUAAUGGAAGUUGACAAAGAUUCAGAUGUGCUAACUGCAGAAAAGGUUCCCAGUUGUGGCAAACAGGAAACUGACCAACCAGAAACUCAGACAGUAUUCAAAACAGAGCAGAUGAAUAUCUGUGAACGAUUAGAUACUAAAGGUGACUUGGGAGUCCAGGAAGAAGAAAAAGAAGCUGCAGAAAUGGAAAAGAAAGAGAAGAAAGUGGUGGAGGAAAGCCCAAAGUGGGAUGCAUCUGCUGAAGAGUCAGAAGCUGAGUCACGGGAUCCAGAUGCACAAGAGCCUGUGUUGGUGAAGAAGUUCAGUGAAUCAAUAUACAGUGAUUCAGAGACAGAAGAUGUUAUGGAUGUAGAAGCAGAGAAUGAGCCAAAAGUAGCUGGUGUGACUUCUGGCACAGGACGUGUUCCUGUGAGGGUGGAAGACGUUUACACUGAUUCUGAAGAUGAAGGUACACGCGACAGUCAGCCUCAAGUAGGAAGUAAGGGAUGUGAAACUUCAGUGACAAGUGAAACAGAUUCUGUUGAUCCAGAGGAGCAAAAGGAUAGCUUGUAUGUGGAUGCGGCCGCAAAAGAGUCCCGUUCUGCCACCCCCCAGCUCUCUGUUAUCGAAGCAUUGCCUCCCAGUUCCUCAAAAGAAGAUACUAACACUACAACACCGCCUUCGUCUGAGAAGAAAAGGCACCACAAGAGACGCCAUGAAAGUAAAAAAUCAUUCAACUUGGAAGCCUGUUUGAAGGCAUUUGAACAGGGUUGGAAGCGAGAGAUUGUAUUCCGGGCAACAGUCGACCCAAACAAAGGAGGAUCGAGAGCUGACAUUUAUUAUUAUGCACCAUUUGGGAAGAAGCUGAGAUCCAAAGUAGAAAUAGAAGAUUAUUUGCAGCGCUAUGGAAUACAGGAUCUGAAUUUAGACAACUUUACGUGGGUUAAAGCUCCAUUAGGUGUUGGUGAACAGUAUGAACAGAUACGACAUGCAUCUAAAAGUUCUACCAGCUCUGUGCGAGGGAAAACAAGCACCCCAAACCAAGUUGGAGUGGUAACCCCAUCUGUAACGCCAGGAUCAUCACCGAAAACCCCUUCAUCAGUUGAAGUCAAAAACCCUCGCAAGAGAGGCAGGCCGCCCAAGCAGGUGGCUGAGAAGCCUCCCAAGAGAGCCAGGAUGAAAAUCACACCUAUUAUUCCGCUGAAGUUGAAGAAACAAUUGGACAAUAGCAAGAACAUCACCCCAGCAGCACCUGGACCGACAGACACCAGUGCAAGUGAGAGUCAGGCAACUUUCCCUUCAAAUUGGAAUUCUAAUUCCAAUAGUGCUGCUGUUACAACAUCACAGUUAGGAGAAGCGGCACCAGCCAAAAGUGCCGUACCAUCUAAAUCACGGCAGAACCAUAUCGUAUAUAGCACCAAAGUAUGUGAAUCACUUGGAGCAUCAAUGAAGAUAUUAACUCCCAUGUUGUCUGGGGAUAUCUGCAUGAGAACUUUUCAUUGCACCAAUUUUUGUCCUCUCGGUGGUGGCACAGUGCCUAGUCUGCAGUGCAUUAAGUGCCUCUGUCUUUUUCACCCUGAGUGUACCUAUAUGCCACCAGCCACUGCAACUAUUAUACAGACAGGAGGUGCCAAGUUCCUUUGUCCAAAUUGCUAUAGAGAGAAUAAGGAAAAUGUAGGUGCCAACCAGUGGACACCUCCCAAACCAUAUGAACCUCUAGCAUAUGACCCUCCUUGGGAGUCUGAGGAAGAGGACGACAACAAGCCAGACCAAGAAAUCAUUGCAAACAAUUAUAUAAGAGUGAGCAUAAAGGAACAUCAUCAGUCUGUGCUCCCAUCCCACCUGGCAGGUGUGAGUCGCAGUCAACAUUCUGAUGCACUUGGACAAACAACAUCAGCUGCUGCAUAUUCAACAGGAUCAACACAGCCUCCUGUUUUCACCACAGACAGUCAAGGACUGCAAGGAACUCUAACAGUGAAUGCUAGUGGAAUGAUUGGAGGACUGCCACCCAACCUCCCAAAUGGCCAGCUAGUGCAGAUACAGUCGCCAGGCUCGGUGCCAACACGUUUCCUUCUUGUCCGGGCAAAUACUAAUGAGAUGCAGCCAGUUCAGAUGCCUCCACUACAAAUGGGGAUGCCAAGAGGCAUCAUUCUGCCCCAGAAUAUGAUUGGGGGGCAACCAAUGCCAGUUAUGCUCCCAUCCAACCAGUCUAGGUACCCAGGGCCUCACAUGGUUCAGCAGUCAGGCAUGAGGGCAACAGAGGAGUAUGAAAAUGUCAAGGCAGUGGAAGCUCCGAAGAAGCAAGAAUUUUUGCGAGAAUUGAGCCAGAGCUACCGAUUGCUCUUACAUGUAUUCAAAUACUUGUCUGUAAAGGACCUCCUUGUUGCCUCAUGCGUUUGCGUCAUGUGGAGAGACUUGGCUUACAGCUCAUCCUUGUGGGGAACAGUACGCCUACGAAAUGUGUGUGUAAGAGACUGGGCUCAGCUUGCUCGAUUCAUGGAAAGGCGGAAUGUACGCAACAUAGACUUGAGAAAAAUGAUCUUCAGACAUCCUGUUCCAGAGAGAUUAGAGCACACAUUACACCGUUCAGAAGUAUCAAAGAGCCCUUCAAAGGAUGUGACCUCAGUGGAGCCUACUUCUGCCCGUUCAUCUUACAUCCCUGAAACGAGUAGUUCCAGAAAUGGAUCCCCAGUUUCUAGACAGUCAGAAGGCUUUAGAAUAUCACCUCAGAAAGAUAAAUUGAUAAAAGAUCAGGUCAAGGGACUGACUUUGGAUGAUGAUAGCUCAGUUAAGAAGUUAGAAAACCCAGUUAAUACAAAGCUAGAAAAGAGAGAUGCCGUUGGAGAAGUGCAGCCAGAAGUCAAGAAACAAAAAUUACAAAAGAAAACAGAUGCAGCCUGUGAAACCAGUGAUACCACAUCUACAUCAGAGGAGGCUAUGGAGAUCACAGAAGAAGAGGAUUCUAGAGAUGAUAAGGAAACCUGUAAAAAGGAUAGAAUUGAAGCAGAUUCUGAUGGACAUGCAAAGAGAACAAGUGCUGCUUCAUUAGAUGCAGACAGUGACAGAAGACCAAGUCAGGAAAAUGAAUGUAUAGAAGAUAAUGAUACAAAUACAAGUAAAAUUAAAGAUAUACACCCCAGAACAGAAGGAGGCUGCAGAAGAAUAGAAAAGGAUAUUUGGGAUGACAUCUGUGGAGCAAUGGGCAGCAUACAUUGCCUAAGGGGAGUUAUUCUCCCCACCUGCAGGGCCGAAGUAUUGCAGCUGUUGCUAACACGAUGUAAACACCUGAUUUCUGUCACAGCCACAGAGCUAAGAGAGCCAUCUGGAAUUUCAAAAUUUGACCCAGCAUAUCUUAUGGAAGUGCCACAUCUAGAGGAGCUCAGACUGGGUUCUACACAAAACUUUUUGCUUACUUCAAAUUUCAACUUUAUUAAACUCCAAAAGUUAAAGGUUUUGGUAAUGAGAGGAUUUUCCGGCUCCAACUGGCCAUACCUUGGAACCAAUUUGACACAUCUCCAAGUAGGUCCCGUUAGCAAUUUCAGCAACCUGACAUGGAACAACAUAGGAAGCAUGACUAAUUUGGAAGCUUUGUGGUUGGAGGAUGGAGGAUCCCUGAACGACAUUGCCAUCUUUGAAGCCCUGAGUCGUCUAAGCAACCUGCGGCGAUUGUGUCUCUUCAAUUUUGCUGUGGGCCCCAAGCUUGGACAGGCAUUAAAGAAACUCACCAAGUUGGAGAGAGUGUUUGUGCUGCCAGUGUCUUCACAGCAGGCAAAUAUUGGUGUGCAGAAUGGGAAUAUGCUGGCAGUGACUGAGACGAUGCGCCAUGUAGAUGAGCUUGUGUGGGCAGUGCGGUCACAAGACAUCCAACUUUUCAGCCAAGUAGAACAUAUUCAUAUGUGUCCAUCCAAAACAAAGGCUUAUACAGGGUUCACAAAUAGUGACGAUGCUAUGGCAAACCUAUGGACAUUGCAGCGGCUGGAAACAAUAGUGAAACGCCAUCUUCCACGUACACGAGUGCGCAUUCUCAAGUUAGAUGCUGCAGCAGCUGCCAGAAUGGCCAUGUCAACCCUCUGAUAGUUGCUGUGGAUGCUGUCCGGGCAGCUGACCACCAAAGCACCACCUGCCUUGCCCCAGUGUCCACACUAUUGCUGUCAAAGGAAAACCUUUAAGGAUGUAUAGAUUAAGGAGUUGUAUAUUUGCCUAUACAGCCUGGAUUUGUUAUACUUAUCUGUACUUUGUUAAGUAGAUGGAGUUAGAUAAGUGCUAUGCACCUUAGAUUUGAAUAUAGUACAGAAGUUCUGAAGGACAGCUUUUCUUUUUGUUAUCUUUUGCCUGCUUUCAAAGUAUGUAUUACAGUUUAAAGUGAAAAGUUGUUUAGUCUUGUCUGAAUAGAAAAUGUGUAAUAAAUAAUUCAUUUUUAGAUUAAAAAAUGUCAACAUGUAUGUAAUAUAUUUAAAUUUAUAUUACUAGAUUUAUGGUAAAAAAAGAAUCCCAUCUCAAUGUUAUUAAUAACUGGUGUAAAUUUAUUUUACACCAGCAAUGUAAUUGAAAAAAUAGAAGCAUAGGUAAUAAGUGUAUAUUUAAAAAUAUAAAGAUUUUCAUAGGCAUUAAUCAAAAUAAAAAUUAUAUUUUUCUUUA